Molecule: messenger RNA, 270 nt
Organism: Dicrocoelium dendriticum
Lineage: Eukaryota; Metazoa; Platyhelminthes; Trematoda; Plagiorchiida; Dicrocoeliidae
Source: the annotation of a GenBank genome assembly
AUGCAAAAGGCGACAUUUUUCAUCCUCCUCAUCACCGUUCUCGUGGUGCAAGCUGACGACAGUCCAACUGAUGCGGAUGUGCAACAUUUGAAAGAAAGCGGCCAAAAGAUAAUUGCGACCGCAAUGCAAGCGAGAGAAAGGGUCAUGAGCAAACUGAGAAAGAGGAUAGAACAAUACCUAGCAAAAGAUAAGUUGGGUGAAAAGAUCCAUGCGGUACUACUUAUACGUAAGUUUGGCAAAAUAUGUCUCCAAUAUGGCUUUGCAUUUUAG